Thlaspi arvense is the source of this 903-nucleotide messenger RNA. The record is from the annotation of a GenBank genome assembly. Lineage: Eukaryota; Viridiplantae; Streptophyta; Magnoliopsida; Brassicales; Brassicaceae.
AUGUCGCAAACAAGAAGACGUCCAAAGUUACCAGAGGACGAUAUUAUCAAGAUCAUGGCAUGCGAUUUGGUGGCCGUGUCAGAAAGCUUUAAAAGAACACUUAUUGGGAGAAUGUUCUACCGUGAGGGAAGGAGAGAAGGAUCUAGUGAAGGUGUUAGCAAAGCGACCAUGUCACUUCAAGCGAUGGAGCUUUGCCUUUGCGAGGCCAUCAACAAAGCAAUGGGAUGUGUCGUUGUAACGGAUGCAGAAAAUGCAAGAUUCCAAGUUUCCAUCAACGUUUAUGAGCCUCUACAAUUCGAAAGACGUGUGGGUUUCCCUAACGGUGAUAUUGGCAAAGUGCCUGCAAAUGAAAGAAUGAUCCACCGUAAGCAUAGUGAAGAAUCAGAUGCGAGAAUAAAUCAGGAGAUCUCCCAGCAGCUCCCAUGGACUCCAAAAGAUACUCUUAAACGUAAAAGAUCACAAAGGGAGGAACAUAGGGAUAUAAGGUUUCAGAAUCAGCCAAGGGACUUCAUGAGAGAUGCAAGAGAAAUAUACAAAUCUGAAUCUCAGAAUCCUGAAUUCCAUCCCAACAAUUUUAGUAAAACAAAUUUAGGUACUAGAGAAAGGGAUCUUCGUACAGACCUUAACGAAAGGAGGCAAGCCCAUAGUAUAGAUGUGUGGAAAAGACUUGAUCAACCGAAUGCAGGGCUUUUUCCACGCAAUCGCAAGAAAAUUUUCACAUACCCAAAGUCUGGGUACGAGAUACAAUCUAGGAGAAAUGAUACAGGUAAUUGUAAGGCGGUUAGGAAAUCGAAGCAAACGGAAAUCAAAGAUGAGGAGACGUCUCGGCACUCACCACCUUCUCAUCCGGUAUCGGAGGUUUCAAAAGGCAUCUCAGAUUCCCAAAUGAGAGGUCCGGAUUGA